CAACUGUGGGAAAUAAGAGCCUGGCUGGAUGCUACGUUGUACCAGCACUUAAUCAGACUGAGUAUUUGUGUCAGAAAUAGACCUUCACCAUGUCGAGUAUGGACAAGCACUUGUUCAACCUCAAGUUUGCUGUCAAGGAGCUACAGCGCAACUCCAAGAAAUGUGACAAAGAGGAAAAGGCAGAAAAAGCCAAAGUGAAGCAGGCUAUCCAGAAAGGUAAUAUGGAGGCAGGCAGGAUUCAUGCAGAGAAUGCCAUCCGCCAGAAGCACCAGUCCAUUAACUUGUUGAGGAUGAGUGCCCGUGUGGAUGCUGUGGCAUCCAGAGUCCAGACUGCUGUCACUAUGAACCAGGUAUCUAAAUCUAUGUCUGGAGUGGUCAAGUCUAUGGAUGCCACACUGAAAAGCAUGAACCUGGAGAAGAUCUCUGCAUUAAUGGACAAGUUUGAAAAUCAGUUUGAAACUCUUGACGUGCAGACAACUCAGAUGGAAGACACAAUGGGCAAUACCACCACUCUAACAACACCUCAGAGUGAAGUUGACAUGCUGUUGCGUGAGAUGGCAGAUGAAGCAGGGUUGGAUCUUAACCUGGAGCUUCCUCCAGGCCAGACGUCUUCACUCUCUUCAUCUGUGGCAUCAACUGAACAGGAUGAGCUCUCCCAGAGGCUGUCCAGAUUGAGAGACCAGGUGUCAUAAUGAUGCAAGAAAGAAAUAUUCAUGAGGAGGGAGACGAACAAGGGGACAGAGGAAGAGACUGGCAGUGGAAAG
Molecule: messenger RNA, 764 nt
Organism: Scomber japonicus (chub mackerel)
Lineage: Eukaryota; Metazoa; Chordata; Actinopteri; Scombriformes; Scombridae
Product: charged multivesicular body protein 1b-like
Exons: 8
Coding region: 90-692 (200 amino acids)
Biological process (GO): endosome transport via multivesicular body sorting pathway; protein transport; late endosome to vacuole transport
Cellular component (GO): multivesicular body; ESCRT III complex
Source: RefSeq, a predicted model, not a curated record